CUUAAUGCCUGCAAUCCAUUUCCUUCUCUCCUUCCUCUUCAUGGUCGCUUUUGAUUUCGGGAUUGCUCAGUCCACAUGGUCCCAGAAUUACCCACAUUAUCCGCACUUGUUUUCAGGUGAAGCACGUUUCAGAAGUCCUAAUAGGCUUUCAAAACCUUUAAUCGGAGACGGUGGAAGAAUUUAUGCUUGUUCCGAGAAGAUGUUAUUAGCAUUUGAAAAUAAUGGUUCCAUUGCUUGGUUGUUGCCUUUGAGUUUCAAAUGCAACAUGUCUAAAGCCCCAGUUCAUGGGGGUACAGGAAAGCAGAUAUAUUUGAUUGCAGAAAACAGAGUACUCAAAAUUAAUAUUAUGAAAAUAGGAACUUCAGAACCCGCGAUCCAAGUUUUCUUUGGUCCUGGACCUGGUCAGCAAGGAGGAGAUGAAAUUGUUGGGCUUGCUGUAAGCACGUUGAGUUCAUCUGUGUUUAUCAAUGUUAAAAAUCGGGGUUUGUUUGCGUACAUGAUGCGGGGACACCUACUUUGGAGUGCUGGACCUGUGCUAGAUCAGUAUGGCUACAAGCAAGGUUGCAGGAAAGAUGUUUCAGAUUGUUAUUUUGCUUCGGUCCCUGUGAUUGCUCAAUGUGAGGCUAGUAUCUAUAUCUCUAAUACUAAAGGGGAACUUUACUCUCUGUCGGUUCGUAGUCCUUACUUUAAAUGGAUUCAGGACUUAAGCUCAUUUGAUAAGGUUUAUACUGUUACACCUGGAAAUAAUGGCCGCUUGUAUGUUACUGUACCGGUUAAGUCUCUUAUCCUGGCUCUAGACGUGUCUUCGGGAAAUGUCCUCUGGCAGAAAAGUGUUGGGCCGUUAAGCACUGCGGAAUCUUCACUAUUGGUUGAUUCUUAUGGUUGGGUGACAAUCGGUUCAUUGGAUGGAUUCCUGUACUCAUUUUCACCUACUGGGACUCUGAAGAAAUUUCCAAAAGCAGCUGCAUUAGAGUAUGUGAUCCAAUAUAGUCCUUCCCUUGAUUGCUCUGGCUAUGCAGUAUAUUUUUGUCAUACAGAAAUGGAGGGAAAAGUUAUCCACACGAAUGAUCAAUACACUCACGUCUCAGCAAUGAAACCCAAACGUUCAGUCUUUACCCUGAUGGUUCCAGCUACUGGCAAAAUCUAUUGGUCUGAAAGCCAUCAUGGCCAGCUUUUAUCCUCAUUGUCUACGAGUGAUCUGCAGAACUUUGUAGUGGAUGAGGGCAUGCUUCUUGCUUUUGUCACUGCUUCGCAGACGGGCAACCCGCUACCUUGUCGCAGCAAGGGUCUAAAGCUUGCAUCUAGCUGCUCCCAAGGAACAAGCAAGCAUCUCAAUAUCUAUACAGGUAAUAAAAGGGCUGUACUAAUCUUCCUUUUAUUCGAGUCCCUACUCUUAGUAGCUUUAGCUGCAGUCGUGCGGUUCUGUUGUGUCUUUUGGAGGAAAAAGAAGCUUCAAGAUCAAGACCUUGGACGCUUUCUAGAAAAGCGAAGAUCUCUCCAACUUAAGAAGAAAGCAAUUGAUAGGACAAUUACAGAGUUUAAGCAGAAGGCUGCAAAUAAAGCAGUGGCCAAUGAAGCAAUAGAAAAACUUAGCGAUUUGGUUCGAGGAAGGCAAGGCAUUGAGAGAAAGCUAUCAACAACUUACAGCUUGGGCAGGGAUGGAGAAGGGUCCAAACCAAAAUCUCUCCUCCCAUUAUAUGGUGGAAGAACAAGAAGCUAUUCUUUCCAAAGGGCAGAGAAAGAAGGUGUUACAAUUUUCCACACUCUAAGCAAUACAUCUUCUGAAGGAAGCAGCACUGAGAGGGAAAUUAGUUCAGAUUCUGAAGAAGAGGAGGAGCCAGUUUUCACGGCCAAGGCAAAGGCACCCAUCGAACCUGAAAGUUCAAGUGAAGACGAGCACCUGGGAGGAAAAUAUGAACGAAGUCCAGCAGAGCCAGCUUCCAGCUCUAAAGGGUAUAUGCAUCCGCUUUCUGUGGAGCAAGAAUCAGGGGACGAAAAGUUGCAUGAUGAGGGAGUGAUGGUGGAAUCCAUGAAAAGCAGUAGCAGAAGCAUUUGGUUAAAGAGGAGAAGGACCUUGUCUUCAUCUAACUAAAAACUAGAUAUUUAGUAAUUUUUAAAGUAAAAUAACUAAUACA
Molecule: messenger RNA, 2135 nt
Organism: Theobroma cacao (cacao)
Lineage: Eukaryota; Viridiplantae; Streptophyta; Magnoliopsida; Malvales; Malvaceae
Source: RefSeq, a predicted model, not a curated record